UAUUCUCCAUCUUGCUUCUCCACCUGCUAUAUAAGCUGCACCAUUGUCCCUCUUUCUUGCAUACAAACACAAGCUAGCCAGUGAUCUUAUUCCUGAGGUAGUGGUAGUUGCGGCCAUUACAGAGCACCUUAGCUUUUCCCUUGAACAUUUCUUUAGAGUAAUCUACCAUGAGUUCAUCAUGGACGACGAAGCAGAACAAGCUGUUUGAGAGGGCGCUGGCGACAUACGACAAAGACACACCGGACCGCUGGCAGAACGUGGCCCGGGCGGUGGGUGGCGGAAAGUCGGCUGAGGACGUGAAGAGGCACUACGAGGAGCUGCUUCAAGACCUGCACCACAUUGAGUCGGCAGGCCGUCAGGGUUCCCAGUAUGGCGGCAGCAGCAGCAGCAACAAAUCCAAGGGUGGCAGCAGCAGCGAGGAGCAGAGGUACUAUUCACGGGACGUCCAUCAGUUACUAUGCUGAGGUACCUCAGGCUCCAGUGAUAAAACCAGGAGGACCUCAUCUGCAACAUCCCUUUUCAGCAUGUACCAAGUACCCUAUAUGCACUAGAUACAUAUCAUGAUGAUGAUUGUGAAGGUGACCCUGCCCAGGCUAAAGCUUGCUCCUACUAGUCGAAAGUCGGAGACAUAAUCGAGUCCCGCAUCGGAAUUGUACCUUUCGUAUUUUGUAUCCAUGUUAACGUGUGUGCUUGCAUGUGUAUGUGUCCCACCACGAGCCCUAUCCCCAGCUAAGCUAUACAUGCAGCGGCAGUGGACUGCCGGGAAUAUCAGAUUGGAAAGGACGGGUGCUUGUUUGGUGUGGUCUGUCCGUGUAAUCUUAUCUGUCCCGUAUCGUCAGAUUGUCUAAUGGGAAUUCAAGUCUGUGGGUCACUCAUUACAGGCGCCGACUCUUCGUAUCUG
Phragmites australis (common reed) is the source of this 901-nucleotide messenger RNA. RefSeq names its product protein RADIALIS-like 3. The record is from RefSeq and is a predicted model, not a curated record. Gene Ontology annotation, molecular function: DNA-binding transcription factor activity. Lineage: Eukaryota; Viridiplantae; Streptophyta; Magnoliopsida; Poales; Poaceae. The transcript is spliced from 3 exons. The coding region runs from base 168 to 464 and encodes 98 amino acids.